Dipodomys ordii (Ord's kangaroo rat) is the source of this 1004-nucleotide messenger RNA. RefSeq names its product electron-transfer-flavoprotein, beta polypeptide (gene Etfb). Gene Ontology annotation, molecular function: electron transfer activity. The transcript is spliced from 6 exons. Bases 1 to 948 code for a protein of 315 amino acids. NCBI's taxonomy places the organism in Eukaryota, Metazoa, Chordata, Mammalia, Rodentia, Heteromyidae. The record is from RefSeq and is a predicted model, not a curated record. Gene Ontology annotation, cellular component: cytosol.
AUGGGGGUGAAGCGGAGCCUUCAAAGUGGGGGUGUCCUGCUCAGUCUCUUGACCAAUGUCCUCACCGUGCUGUCUACUGCCACCAACUACUGGACCCGUCAGCACGGCGGCCACAGCGGCCUGUGGCAGGAGUGUGUCCAGGGCAACUGCUCCAACAUUCCCUGCCAGAGGGUUGGCACGGAGGCCCCGGCCUUCUGGUUGCUUUGCUGUGACCCUGUCUUCUCUCCUGCUGGGCAGAUCCGAGUCAAGCCAGACAAGUCCGGGGUGGUCACAGACGGUGUGAAGCACUCCAUGAACCCAUUCUGUGAGAUCGCGGUGGAGGAGGCUGUGCGGCUCAAGGAGAAGAAGCUGGUAAAGGAGGUCAUCGCGGUCAGCUGUGGCCCUUCCCAGUGCCAGGAGACCAUCCGUACGGCCCUGGCCAUGGGUGCAGACCGGGGUAUCCAUGUGGAGAUACCGGCUGCAGAGGCCAAUCACUUGGGGCCCCUGCAGGUGGCAAAGGUCCUGGCCAAGUUGGCAGAGAAGGAGAAGGUGAACCUGGUACUGAUGGGCAAGCAGGCCAUCGAUGAUGACUGUAACCAGACAGGUCAGAUGACAGCGGGGCUUCUGGACUGGCCGCAGGGCACAUUUGCCUCCCAGGUGACUAUAGAAGGUGACAAGCUGAAAGUGGAGCGGGAGAUUGAUGGUGGCCUGGAGACCCUACGCCUGAAGCUGCCAGCUGUGGUGACUGCUGACCUGAGGCUCAAUGAGCCCCGCUAUGCCACAUUGCCCAACAUCAUGAAAGCAAAGAAGAAGAAGAUCGAAGUGAUUAAGGCUGGAGACCUAGGCGUGGACCUGACCUCCAAGCUCUCUGUGGUCAGUGUGGAGGACCCACCUCAGCGCACAGCCGGCGUCAAGGUGGAGACCACCGAGGACUUGGUAGCCAAGUUAAGGGAGGUGGGGCGCAUUUGAGCCCCUUUCCAGAAGCAGAACAAUAAAACCAUGACUUUUGUUUUCCUGACACCUCA